GAGAGAGAGAGAACUAGCUCAAGCUCGGGCUCUCCGUUGCGGCUUCAACCGAGCUGGUAAUCAGUGCCGUUUCCGCGGCAGCAGCGGCUACCACGCGCCAGAUUAUUUUGGAUUACGCAUUGAAACCCGUGGGACCCGUCGACCUGCCUAGCCGGUCUUCUCUCUCUCUUCCUUUUUCUUUUGCUUUUUCCUUUUGCUCUUUCUCUAUCUCUCUCUUUCUGUCUAUCUUUUUGUCUUUCUCUCUCUCUCUCUCUCUCUCUCUCUGAAUCUCUCUCGCUCGCUGGCUCGCUCGCUCGCUCUCUAACAUACACACGCGCACCAUUCGUGUUCUCUUUUUCUCUGUCUGUUUGCCUGUCCGCCUGUUUAUCUACCUGUGCGUUCCAUCCUAAAAACCUCGUCAUCAAAGUCUGUCGACCUACGUGUUACUUCUCCCCAUCAUUUUUGGAUUCACCUUAGCGCCGCGGUCUUUUUGUCGUGAGGAGAUAUAUAUAUAUAUAUAUAUAGGUAUAUAUAUGUAUGUAUAUAUGUAUAUAUAUAUAUAUAUAUAUCAGUGUUCGAAAAUCUUUCGAAAAAAGAAGAUCGAAGAUCCGAAGGGACUGUGUGACAGUGCCGAAAAUAUUCCCUGCAAUGCGUCCCACCGAUAUGCCCUAAUGUUGGAUAAUUUUCAUUUGGAUGUCGGAGAAGUUAUAUCUUCGAUGAUUCCAAUUUAUUCGAAUAAGGAUAGGGCAAUUUUUGAGGAGCGUUCUAUUCCAAGGAUUUAACGAUAACGUUGGUGAUAAAGAGUCGGAGGAUAAUCGGUUAAUGCAAUCACCCGUAUUGCUGAUCACAGUAAUGAGUAACUUGUGGUUUCUGAUAAGAGACACAGUGCGUCAAAAGUUUCGGAUGUUGUUAUGUUUUUACUCGGCGAGAUCGAUCUCGACGAUACAGUGAACUGACAGAGUCGACAAACUCUACCGAGGAUAAUCAAGAAGAGACGAUGACGAUAACGUCAAGGUUUAACGAUAGUUUUAUCGCAAAGAAAAAAUAUUGUUCGAUCGGUUAGAUCGAUUUAAUCGAUCGGCGAAUAGGAAAUAUAAGGAAUAAAAUGAAGAAAACGGGAUCGAUAUCGAUCUUAAUUGUAAAUGUAUCCCCGUUGGAUCGUAAUAAAAAGGAAAUUUAUUGAGUACUAGUAAGGAAGUACGCGUAAAAGGUUCUCGUAAAAAACAAGAGGAGAGAUUAAUCGAAAGGGAGAACCCGUCGGCUAAGGCGGCCUCGGUUUGUUUAACCGAACGUACGCACACGUACGAAGAAACAAAUUCUUCGAAGAUCGUUCGAAGGUUAGAAGGAAAAAAUUAUCGAGCUGGAGCGUUAUGAGCAACGGCGAGGGUGUGGUGGCUGGGCAGGGUGCCGGGAGCGAUCGUCUUUGCGAGGACGUCGACAUGGCAACCCCAACGUCGGCGUCGUCGAAUUUGAAACCAAGAAACGGUAAGAUCAGCUUCAGCGUGGACGCUUUGCUCAGCGGCACGAAGAAGUCUGCGGCGGCUGGUGGCGGUGUCGGUGGCGGCGGAAAUGGAAAUUUUAAUAACGCCAGACGAGACAACGAGGAACGAAUGGACAUUGAAAAGAAUCUAGAGAUGGAGGCUAGAUAUAGGGAAUUAUUAUUGGAACAACAAAGAUUACAGAGCAGAGAACUCUUGGCAAGGCUAAGUCCUCACGGUUCGGUAUUAGCGGCGUUUGGUAAUCAUCAUCAUCAUCAUCAUCAUCAUCACCAUCAUCAUCAGAAUCGAAUACAGGAGCAGGAACAACAUCAUCCGUCGGCCGGUCGACAGGAGAUUCUUACAGUUAAGGAUUUCUCGAGGUCGACCAGUCACGACAAAUCAUCCUCGCCCAUCAGAAUAGACCAGGAAGUACAAAGGGAUCGUGGCGGUGACGAUCGACGAUUAACAACGGACUCGCCGAUCAGUAGAAUCUCCGAAUCAACGUUGCAAAGAGAACGGGAGAGGAUUCAGGAUGACGAAGACUCGAGAAUCGAGAGAAUGACCAAUCCACGUUCCGUAUCGCCAGUUAGUAGGCGAGAAAUGUUAGACGAUCGUAGCGAUUCCGAGGCGAAUCGUUCUCUCGAAGGUGACAGAACGACGGAUCAUCUUGAUCUCGAGGAUCAAGAGAUACGAAGCGUCGGCCAGUCGGAAGAUCUCAACGUAAUGGACUCGGACUGUGAACUGGAGAGAGAUCUCGAGACCGGCCAAGAGAAGGAGGAGAAGUCGAGUCCGGUAGUGCCUCAGCCAAUACACCCUGGGGUCCAAAGGCCCUCGCAGGGAGGGCCUUACCUAGCCGGUGCACCCGGCGCUCCUGGAUGGAAUCCUGCAGGAUUUCCGCAUUCGCUCGCGAGCUUUGCCUGGUUACCCCCACCCCCUCAUCCACAUAAUCCUCACGGACAUCUUUACACGCCCCACGGUGGACCCACAAGUCCCAACGGUGACCUAAGAUUACCAGGUCCAGGUCCAGGCCCGGUACGUUGCACCCUACGGAAGCACAAACCAAAUAGAAAACCGAGGACGCCAUUUACCACGCAACAGCUGUUGUCUUUGGAGAAAAAAUUUCGAGAGAAGCAAUACUUGACGAUAGCCGAACGUGCGGAAUUCUCGUCGUCCCUUCAUCUCACGGAAACGCAGGUGAAGAUCUGGUUUCAAAACAGACGUGCGAAAGCGAAGAGACUCCAAGAAGCAGAGAUAGAGAAGCUUAGAUUAUCGGCAAGGCCCCUUUUGCACCCAAGUUUCGGUUCGGGCCUGAUGUUCUCGGGCGUUGGUCCUCCUGGUACACCAGGAGUGCCACCCUUUAUCGCAGCGGCCAUGGCUAGGCACACCCAUGCGGCCGCCGCGGCGGCCAUGUUCAUGGGGCCCCCUGGACACAGGCCUUAAUAAGGCGGACUCGUUCGACUUUCGUCGUCGUCUUCGUCGUCAUCGUCGUCGUCGUCGUCGUCGUCGUCGUCGUCGUCGUCGUCAUCGUCGUCGUCGUCGUCGUUGUCGUCGUCUCUUGCGGCUGGCCCAACUACAACCAUCCGAACAGUUUUAGUUUACCGGAGGAACUCGUACCGAAUGGGACAUUCGUUAUUCGGAGUUAUUCUCCAAAGUGUGAUCCAUUUUAUUAUCUCGUACAACCCAUUUUCCUUAUUUCAUUUCUUUCGACCGUUGACCUUUCGACCCCCUUUUUCACAUUUCAUCUGACAACUUUUUAAGACACAACGAGAAGUAGUAGAGAGGAGGGGAACAACGAGACGUUGCGAAAAAAAGAUAAGAACGAAGUUUGCACGGUUGCUCGUUUGUCGCGAAAAAGCAAAUUCUUC
Molecule: messenger RNA, 3322 nt
Organism: Vespula pensylvanica (western yellowjacket)
Lineage: Eukaryota; Metazoa; Arthropoda; Insecta; Hymenoptera; Vespidae
Gene: Msx
Product: homeobox protein HMX1-like
Exons: 4
Coding region: 1350-2897 (515 amino acids)
Biological process (GO): regulation of transcription by RNA polymerase II; embryonic morphogenesis
Cellular component (GO): nucleus
Molecular function (GO): RNA polymerase II transcription regulatory region sequence-specific DNA binding; DNA-binding transcription factor activity, RNA polymerase II-specific
Source: RefSeq, a predicted model, not a curated record